GCAGUCAGUCAGUCAGUUGGACAUCCCUUAACAAGCCUGUGCUGCUCUCCUCAGUUCCAAGAAUAAUAGUGAAGACAUCAAAACUAUGAAAGAACACAUAUGGAAACAGAAAGUAACCGAAUAGAAGACUCCAAACACCCAAGAUGGCUGACAAGAAAGGCAAUGUGUCCUCAAGCCGUAAGCAUACUCUGAAGAGUUGUAUGCUGGCAGUCGCUAAGGAUUUGCUCGAAGCUGAAGCAUUAGAGAAAGUUAAAGAAAGGGAGAGAUACAUGGACGAGAACUGCCCUCUUCUGGAGAUUCCCCACUCCAAGGAUGAUUUGGUGGACCUUUGCACAAAGAUAUACGACAAAAUUAAUGUGAUUGAUGAGGAGAGAUACAACUUAGAAUACAAAGCAGUCAUGGUUUGCAAUGAGGUUAUAGACCUAAACAUAAAAAUCAUUGACAUGAGGGGCAAGUUCAAGAAGCCAGCUCUGAAGAAAGUGCGUAUGUCUGCUGAUGCUAUGCUCCAGGCUCUGCUGGGCUCCAAGCACAAGGUGACCAUGGAUCUGAGAUCCAACCUAAAACAAGUGAAGAAAGACGAGAAGAAAGAGGAUAAGGAUUUGCGUGACGUUGGUGACUGGCGUAAGAACAUUGACGACAAGGCUGGCAUGGACGGCAGGAAGAAGAUGUUUCAGGGAGAUUCUUAGGUCAUUGGGAUGUGUUUGUGUGACGUGGCUGGCUACUGUCCUGCAAUGUCUAGCUGUCAAACACAUACUGAUAUUCAUUACAACUAAUAUCAUGACUAUGUAAUCUGUGUAAAAUCUUUGUUUCUUUUGAAGAUGGAAAGAAACAGAAGGAAACAGAAACAAGAUGUAUGUAAUUGUUUGACAGUUGAUUUACUGUAGUAGAGGUAAAAGUGAACAACUUUUCUAAUAAAUUGCCAUUAAAGGAAA
Messenger RNA from Salmo salar (Atlantic salmon), 932 nucleotides. RefSeq names its product troponin I type 2a (skeletal, fast), tandem duplicate 2 (gene tnni2a.2). Gene Ontology annotation, cellular component: troponin complex. NCBI's taxonomy places the organism in Eukaryota, Metazoa, Chordata, Actinopteri, Salmoniformes, Salmonidae. Gene Ontology annotation, biological process: cardiac muscle contraction; skeletal muscle contraction. The record is from RefSeq and is a predicted model, not a curated record.